CAAUCUUCGGCUGUGACCUCCACAAUCAUGGCAUCAGAUCUCUGUCCUGUAUACUCGCCCUUCUUUGGCGCCAUGGGUUGCGCCGUAGCCAUCGCUUUGACAACUUUUGGCGCAUCGUACGGAACUGCCAAAUCCGGCAUUGGUGUGAUGGCAGCGGGUAUACUAAGACCGGACAACAUGGUUAGGAGCUUGAUGCCGAUUCUGAUGGCUGGAAUUGUUGCGAUUUAUGGACUUGUCAUAUCAAUCCUGAUCUCGUACGGCAUCUCGACCCAACCGACACAUUUGGCAACGAGUUUCACACAACUGGGAGCUGGACUUGCAGUUGGAUUGUCCGGUCUCGCUUCGGGGUUUAGUAUUGGGAUCUGCGGAGACGCUGGUGUUCGAGCAACAGCUCAACAGCCCCGUCUUUUUGUCGCUAUGAUGCUCAUACUCAUCUUUGCCGAAGUGCUUGGCCUCUAUGGCAUGGUCGUGGCAAUGUUACUGCUGGGAAGAGGAGCUGGUGGUACACAAUGUUGAACUUGAGGUGUUUGGAUGUUGUUGCAACGCGCGACUUCAAAGCUCACACCUUUGACUAGGUACUCACCGGGGUAGUUCGUAUAUGUGGCCUCAGAUAGCUGCUAGCCAAGAGAGAUAAGCAAUAGAUAUCUGAGUGUCU
Molecule: messenger RNA, 655 nt
Organism: Exophiala oligosperma
Lineage: Eukaryota; Fungi; Ascomycota; Eurotiomycetes; Chaetothyriales; Herpotrichiellaceae
Product: V-type ATPase, C subunit
Exons: 4
Coding region: 28-516 (162 amino acids)
Biological process (GO): proton transmembrane transport
Cellular component (GO): proton-transporting V-type ATPase, V0 domain
Molecular function (GO): proton-transporting ATPase activity, rotational mechanism
Source: RefSeq, a predicted model, not a curated record